Messenger RNA from Echinococcus granulosus, 576 nucleotides. RefSeq names its product Rho GDP-dissociation inhibitor. The transcript is spliced from 4 exons. The coding region runs from base 1 to 576 and encodes 191 amino acids. Gene Ontology annotation, molecular function: protein binding; Rho GDP-dissociation inhibitor activity. Lineage: Eukaryota; Metazoa; Platyhelminthes; Cestoda; Cyclophyllidea; Taeniidae. Gene Ontology annotation, biological process: Rho protein signal transduction. Gene Ontology annotation, cellular component: membrane; cytoplasm; cytosol. The record is from RefSeq and is a predicted model, not a curated record.
AUGGCUGCGCCUGAGGGUGACGAAGCCGAUUUACUGAACAAUGAUGAUGGCUACAAAGCUCCUGAAAAAAAGACGAUAGAUGAAUUAGUCAAAUUGGAUGCGGAGGACAGCAGUCUUCAACGAUACAAGGAGUGUCUUCUUGGCGGAACCAAACUUGUGAAUCCUUUCCCGGAUGAUCCGAGAAAGUUUAUAUUGGCUAAACUUGAGAUCUGCGUCUGCGGCGGACCCACUCAUGAAUUUGAUUUAAAGAAUUUAGAUGGCCUUAAAGAUAAGCCGAUUGAGAUGGUGGAAGGUUCGCAGUACCAUGUCCAGGUCACAUUUUAUGUCCAACAUGAGAUUAUUUCUGGUCUCCGCUAUGCCCAGAAAACCACCAAAAGCGUCCUUAGGUCGGUGGACAAGGUAAUGCUGGGCAGCUAUGCCCCGCGGGCGACGCCUUACGUGUGGCGCUCGGAGGACGAGGAGGUGCAGUCAGGUGCGCUAUUCCGAGGGCACUACAACGUCACCAGUGUCUUCACCGACGAUGACGAGCAGGAGCACCUCAAAUUCAGGUGGGCCAUCAAGAUCGUCAAGUCCUAG